Molecule: messenger RNA, 724 nt
Organism: Polyodon spathula (Mississippi paddlefish)
Lineage: Eukaryota; Metazoa; Chordata; Actinopteri; Acipenseriformes; Polyodontidae
Product: zinc finger protein 385A-like
Exons: 3
Cellular component (GO): nucleus
Source: RefSeq, a predicted model, not a curated record
CCAUCGUCUCCCCUCACAGGCACCAAACACAAAACCAUCCUGGAGGCCCGCAACGGGCUCGGCCCCAUCAAGGCGUACCCCCGGCUGGGCCCCCGGCUGGCCCCCGAGCAAGGGGGCUCCCCCGCGGACCCCAGCGCUCAGGAGAGGACCUUCCACUGCGAGAUCUGCAAUGUGAGAGUGAACUCCGAGGGGCAGCUCAAACAGCACAUUUCCAGUCGCAGACACAGGGACGGGGUGGCAGGGAAACCCAACCCUCUACUGAACAGACACAAGAAACAGCGGACAGGAGAGCUCACUUCCACUCUGUCGUUCUCUAAAGACCUCCCGAAGUCUCUGGGGGCGGGGCUUCUUCCCAGUCCUCUGGCCAUUGCCGCGGCGAUGGCAGCCGCCGCUUCCUCCUCCUCCCCAUUGGCUCUCCGGGCAGCAGUAGCCGGCCACGCCCACCACCCCUCGCAUCAUCACCAUCACCUCCUGCAGGGCCCGCCCCUCAGCCACACCUUGCUAAGACCCGCCCCUGGACCCAUCCGCACCACCCACGGGCCAAUCAUCUUCUCUCCCUACUGACCACGCCCACCACCACAGCCAAUCAGAAGCAGCAAGCACUUCCAAAAAAAAAGCACACUGUGAAAAAAAACAUCCAAAAAACUAAUAAAGCAGGUAUAACGAACCCUCAUUUCAUAACCUCGCCUUCCCUCAAUUCCAAAGACGAUGAAAAACGAAGAGU